AUGGUGCCCGGCUACCAUUUACAGCAUAGUGAUGGGGAGUUACUCAGCGAUGUUAGUAGUUACAGAAGGCUCAUUGGUAGACUUUUAUACCUCACCGCCACUAGGCCAGAUAUCACAUAUGAUGUACAUCAACUGAGCCAGUUCAUUGAUGCCCCAACCGAUAAACAUAUGAGUGCUGCCCAUAAAGUCCUCCGGUACAUCAAAAGUGCGCCUGGGCAAGGGCUGUUCUACGCCAAAGGGGAUGACUUGCAACUCAAUGUCUUCUCAUACUCGAAUUGGGCCUCAUGUAUCGAAACACGACGCUCUAUAACAGGCUAUUGCAUUUUUCUCGACUCCGCUAUUAUCUCUUGGAAAUCAAAGAAGCAAGUGACAGUCUCACGUUCAUCCUCCGAGGCAGAAUACAGAGCGCUUGCCUCUACUGUUUGUGAAGUUCAAUAG
Molecule: messenger RNA, 438 nt
Organism: Ipomoea nil (Japanese morning glory)
Lineage: Eukaryota; Viridiplantae; Streptophyta; Magnoliopsida; Solanales; Convolvulaceae
Exons: 1
Coding region: 1-438 (145 amino acids)
Source: RefSeq, a predicted model, not a curated record